Messenger RNA from Xiphophorus hellerii (green swordtail), 1926 nucleotides. RefSeq names its product ciliary microtubule inner protein 5 (gene cimip5). The transcript is spliced from 3 exons. NCBI's taxonomy places the organism in Eukaryota, Metazoa, Chordata, Actinopteri, Cyprinodontiformes, Poeciliidae. The record is from RefSeq and is a predicted model, not a curated record. Bases 1454 to 1804 code for a protein of 116 amino acids.
AUACGAAGGCUGCAUCUCAGUACAUAAAAUAUGACAUAAAAGUCAUUAAGUCUUUAAAGUGAAAUAGUAUACACACGGAGCAAAAGACUUCAACCGUUUCUUUUUUAUGACUCACAGAAAAUGAAAAUUCAAUAUUCAGUUUCUUGGGAAAUUUAACAAUUAUGUAAAACCAAAGAUGAACUAUGAUAUAGCUUACAUAAUCCCAUAGAAGACUACUGACUUCUUAGUUGUCAAGUAGUUACUGAUCCUCAAUAUGGAGAGUUCCUCACAGAAAUUUACAAACAUAUUAGUUGUUAGAUUAGAUUUUUUUAUUGACAUUGCAAAAAAAAAAAAAAAAAGAAAAAAACACAAUUGAGCACACUCAAGAACAAGCAAUAAAUGAUCAAAUAGAUUACAAACAAAACCAUAAGCAAAUCCUCUCAAAAGAAGUUUUAAGUUAUUGAGAUGUUGUGUUUCAUGGGUGUUAUGUUAAAGUUCAGUGUGGUAAUGAUGACUUUGGGAAAGAAACACAAAACUAAUUCCGACCCUCGAUUCAAACCCUACUUCGUUCCUUCCUUCCAACCCUAAUCCAAACCUAAUUUUUUCCAUUCUUUCUUGCUUUCUUGCUGCACUUAUCAUUAUUGAGAUUGACAGAAUAUAGAAUGGCCAUACAUAAUAGCUCUUCUAGUUCACAUAUGUCUUGCUAGAGUUAUGUAUUGGUCAGUGAGGUGCUAUGUAUUGUCCCUGGCACUCAAUCACUUUGACAUAGGCAAAACAUAUGAAAAUGGGUCAAUGGAAGGCCCUUCCAUUUCUUGUGUGCGCUUUCUCCUGUGGCAGAAUUGAGAAUUACAACACAUACUGUAGAGAGUGGGAGAGUUUCAUCCCGCAGCUGGACAGUAAUUAAAUAGAACAGCUUCAAGCAGUGCUGUAUAAGAACUCCCUCUUGUGGCGGAAUACAGAAUGACCACACAUAACAGCUCCUUGGUGAUGUUUUAGUUCUAGAGCUAAGUUUAUAAUUUUAACGUUCACAUGUUUUUUUUUUCCCAUACUGCAUUGAGUAUGUUACGUUAACAUGCUAACAAUAGGCUACAUGCUGUUUUAGCUGCCUUUAGCUCUGCAGGUAAUUUUAGCAUUUACAUGAGUUAUUUCACACUGUUGCAGUAGGUCAACAUGCUAGUGCUAGCAACGCUCCUUCUCCUGCCAAGUCUGGUUUGACAAAUAGAAACAUCUCACAAAAAAUCGUGAAUAUUUUCUUAAAAAACAGUCAAAUUUGUAUUAAGUGCUGGAUUAUGAGUUGUUGGACUGAAUACUCGCGAAGGUGCAUGAAAUUGUAAAACAUGAGGUAUUUGGUGCAUGUUCUCUUGUUAGACCAGUUUCCAUGGAAACGUAAACAAAACGAACCGUGAUUUGGGUCGGCUUCCCUACCUUUUACCCGAAGUUAACGGAGAUAAAUCUCUACCGUGCCGUCGUCAGCAUGGAUCCCUCGAAAAGCCGCUCAGAGUAUGACGAGAGUCGCAAAAAUCCCGUAAGUCUGGCCGAACAGUGGAAAGACCUGUGUGUAAAAGAGAGGAGCAUAGCACUGGGAUGGGAUGAGACCUGGGGCGCUGUCCUGGGUUGUGGCACACAGGAUGCCCCAAUGGAGGAGAAGUCUUUACCGAAAAACCUUUCGGUCUAUUCCGAGUUCGUCCCCAACACCGCCAAUCAAGUGUAUGGCAGCAGACAGAUCAUGCCUCACGGGAAGGAGAUGAUCAGACAGGACGGGUUGCCACUCUUUCACGGAAGCUACAGAGGAAAGAAAAAGGCUGCGGAGAAGGAACCAUCAUAAAAGCAUAAAUAAGGCGUCAGUGAUUACUCCGUGUCCUUUGUCAAAAAAAAAAAAAAGGAGGCAAGCCUGUCAUAUAUUUCUAUACCUCUUGAGAUGAACUUGCAAAUGCACUGAAAGAAAAA